UUUUUAACAGUUAAUAAUUUCUUUCAUAACAUACGUAUAUUUGAGAAAAAUUAAGCAACAAUAAAAUUAGUAUUGUAAGUCUUACUGAUCUUCAAACACAUUUAAAAUGCAGUUAUUAUUAUCAAUUCUAGUUAUAUUUUCUGCAUCUUUUGUAAAAAGUGAAUCAUGUACUACUCCUUCAGUUGUUGUUCAUACCUAUACUUCUAGGAGCAUAGCGUUAUCUACAGAAGUUGAUUAUAUAGCUGAUUUUUCUGUUAAAUGCAAAGAAGGUAUUAAUCGAUUAAACUUAUAUGCUGAAUUAGAGCCAGGUCAUAUAGUACCAGUUGCUUACAAUGAUGCUAAUAAUCAGUAUCAAGUGAGUUGGUCAAAACCUCAUAAAACAGCUGUUGUUGGAACAACAAGUGUAAGAGUCUUCAAUGAUGAAGGGCUCUCUGCAUAUAGAAAGGCUCAACGUAAUAACGAAGGAACAGAUAAAGUUGAACCUCUUCUUAAAGUGGAAGUUUAUCAUCCUGGUGUCUCUCGAGAGGGUUUGUUUGUGCAGACCGAAUUCCUUGCUGUUGUUGUUGCUCUUCUUGUUUGGUGGAUGGGUAAUUCGUGGAGAAGUCAAAUUAUGGAAUAAAAUGUCAGUGGUUUUACAAUUUUAUGUAAAAUACCUUAGUAAAACACUUAGUUUUUAUAAUUGCUAGAAGAUAUAAGUGAAUUUUUUAUUCAGUGGAACAACUAAAAAAUUAACGUUUAAAAAAAUGUCUUUAUUAACGGUUAGCGUUAAAAAAUAAAUUAUUUUAA
Messenger RNA from Hydra vulgaris (swiftwater hydra), 786 nucleotides. RefSeq names its product translocon-associated protein subunit delta. NCBI's taxonomy places the organism in Eukaryota, Metazoa, Cnidaria, Hydrozoa, Anthoathecata, Hydridae. Gene Ontology annotation, cellular component: membrane; endomembrane system; endoplasmic reticulum. The record is from RefSeq and is a predicted model, not a curated record.